This is a messenger RNA of Numida meleagris (helmeted guineafowl), 2292 nucleotides long. RefSeq names its product vesicle trafficking 1 (gene VTA1). Lineage: Eukaryota; Metazoa; Chordata; Aves; Galliformes; Numididae. The record is from RefSeq and is a predicted model, not a curated record. Bases 92 to 1015 code for a protein of 307 amino acids. Gene Ontology annotation, biological process: late endosome to vacuole transport via multivesicular body sorting pathway. Gene Ontology annotation, cellular component: multivesicular body. The transcript is spliced from 8 exons.
UCCCGACGCCCCGCGCCGGAAGCGGAAGCGACCGGCUCCGCGCUCGGGAGUGAGAGCCGUCGCUGCCCGUUGUUGUUGUCGCCGCCGCGCGAUGGCAGCCACGGCGCUUCCCCCGCUGCCGCCGCAGUUCAAGAGUAUCCAGCACCAUCUGCGGACCGCGCAGGAGCUGGACAAGCGGGAGCCGGUGGUGGCGUACUACUGUCGUUUGUAUGCAAUGCAAACAGGGAUGAAGAUUGAUAGUAAAACCCCAGAAUGCCGCAAAUUUUUGUCUAAACUUAUGGAUCAGUUGGAAGCUAUGAAAAAACAAUUUGGUGAUAAUGAAGCAAUUACUCAGGAAAUCGUUGGUUCUGCUCAUGUGGAGAAUUAUGCUUUGAAAAUGUUUUUAUAUGCAGACAACGAAGAUAGAGCGGGGCAGUUUCAUAAAAACAUGGUAAAGUCCUUUUACACUGCCAGUCUCCUGAUAGAUGUUCUGACAGUAUUUGGGGAGCUCUCUGAAGAGAAUGUUCAGCACAGAAAGUAUGCCAGGUGGAAAGCAGCAUACAUCCAUAACUGCUUGAAAAAUGGAGAGACUCCUCAGCCUGGACCUAUUGGAAUGGAAGGAGAGACUUUUGAUCUUGAAAGAGAAGAAGCAGGAUCAUCUUCUCACCAGAGUGGAACAAAUCAACCAACGUCAUCAUCAUCUACAUACGAAUCUAACAACACACCAGCUAGUAAUUUCACUGGCAUACACGUACCACCAGGUGCCCAUGCACCAGCCAAUACUCCAGCUGAAGUACCUCAUAACACAGGAGUCACAACUAAUACCGUUCAACCUUCUCCUCAAAAUAUUCCUCUUGUAGAUCCUUCCCUUUACAGUGCUCAGUCUGCAGGGGAAGUCCGUUUGACUCCAGAGGAUUUUGCCAGAGCUCAAAAAUACUGCAAAUAUGCUGGCAGUGCUUUGCAAUAUGAAGACGUGAGCACUGCUGUGCAGAAUCUACAGAAGGCCCUCAAGUUACUGAUUACGGGCAGAGAAUAAAGCCUUUAUCCAACGGAUUCAUGUGAUUUGCCUAAAGAACUAACAGCUUAUUACUGUACCUGUUAGGGGAGUGGAAAUAUACAGAAGUUCUCCAUCUCAUCACCUAUGGCAAUGUAAUCACUCUUUCAGUGUCAGUAGGACUCUCCGUUUUCAUUUUUAAAGCAGUGGAGCUAGAGGCAUAUGAAUGAAGUGGUUUGAUGUAAGCAAAAUACUGAAGAAUGUACUGUUAACACUGCUUAAGAGUUAGAAUUCAUGUUUCAGUAUUUAGAUUAUCAGUAUGGGAAAUUCCGAGUCUGCAAAAAGGCUGAACGUAAGAAUGUUCUGUUAAAAUUCUGGCUCUGCUUUCAUUAUUUCAAACAAUUAUUUAAGAAGUUUAAAUACCUUUAAAAUGGUAACAAAAUUCACAACUUCCUCCUGAGAAGAAAGUAUGUAAAAAGACUGACAGAUAUACAAUGGGAAGGACUUUUUUUCUGUACCUAAAUUAUUUGGGUAUCAUCUGAGGCAUAAAGUUAAGCAGGACUUUAGGAUGUUUGUAUAUUAUUUUAGUACAUACAUUGAAAACAUUUCUUGAUACAUCAGAGAGAGUGAUUUUGAUAGCGUUCCAGCCCAACCACCACCAACCGUGUGGACUGCUGUAUGCAGUCUUGAUCAGCGAUUCUUGAUCCUUUUGCGUGAACACAGAGAAUUUUGUUUAUCUAUGGUUGACUAAGAGAAAGUACUAAUAUUUCUGGAGAUGAUCCUGAAACCAGAGACAGAGAUGCUAAACAGCAUGAACUUUUAGGGAGAUUUACUUCAUAGAUGUUUCAUCUCUUUAAUAGGCUGAAUCAAAGGACUGUUCUUCAUCUGUUAGGUUCAUCUUUGGUAUUAGUGAUCUAGAAUUUUGUAUUCCCAGCUAAUAUUCUUUCUGUCUGCUAUGUUAUGGAGGCUAUUUGGACUUGGGAACUAAUUAAAAUAUCUUGGAAAUUGAAUUCUGAGUGUUUUUUAAGUGUGCUCCUGCUAUUUUAGGGCUCUUGGCUGUUAAAAAUUCAUUCUUGCUGUUUGAAAGAAAGACUAAGUAGUCUUGUAACUGACAUGACACAGUAAUUGAGUGCACCACAAAGUAUGUCUGAUUUAUGUAGUAUCUUUUAACAUCAGAUUAGCUGAUAUGUCUGUCUUUCCAAGCUUCUGGAUCAAAUGCAUGUUGUUUGUAACUGCACUGUUUUUGCAGCGUCUGAAAUGUGUCUGAUACUCAAAGCAAAAAGAUGAGGAAAAUAAAAUCAAACAUAAGCAUAAGCAUG